Spirodela intermedia is the source of this 2086-nucleotide messenger RNA. The record is from the annotation of a GenBank genome assembly. NCBI's taxonomy places the organism in Eukaryota, Viridiplantae, Streptophyta, Magnoliopsida, Alismatales, Araceae.
AUGAUUGCUCCAAUAGUGGGAUAUCAUCCAAGAAGGUGAAAUCUAAAGGUUGCCAUAGGAACAAGAAAUAAGAGGAUAAAUUUGAUAGAAGCAGAGCUAUAAGUAUGUAGAGAAAAAGGCCUUUAUUUUCACUAUAGUAGCUAGUGUGGUCUAAGAAAUAGGUGUAAAUGCCUUUUCCAAAUUCUCCUGGUUAAUGAAGAAGAGAAAAAUGAUAGAGAUGUUGCUAAGAACCAAUGGUGGGAUAUAAAGGACAAGGAGACAGAGGACCAGAAAGAGGAAACCCUCCAAAAUCUAUAGAGAUAUCAUUAAAUCUGGUGAUAGGCUUAAUGGAAGAUAUGAUACUUAAUGACUAUGGGGUGAUGCGUAAUUUCAUAUGCAAUGAAUUAGUCACAAAAUUCAAUUAACCCUUUCAUACAUGACAAGCUAUGGAAUAUUCUUGAAGAAUGGAUCUUGACUUUGUGGUAGAGGCAUUUGCAAUGGAACAAUGAUAGAGAUGUAAGGACAGAGGGUGGCACAAGAUUUUCUACCUCUUGGUUUGGGUAGUAAAAUGUACAAUAAGGAUGCAGCAGCUAAGGUCCCUAGGCCCCAUGGACUAUGAUCGAGCCACUUAUCUAUGAAGUUUCUAUAUGAGAACAAGUAGAUGACUCUUUUAAGGUGACCCAAGUUUAAGUAAAUUGAGAAUCUCAUUGAAUGUACUAGUUCAUGACAUCACUAAAGGUCACUCAUGGAUGAUAUAACUUCAUCAACUACAUAUAACUAAUAAUUCUAAAUUAGUAGUUGCAUCUAUGUAUUAAUAUUUUAUAUAUAGAUGCUAAUUAGUGGGUAGAGAAUAUAAUUAUAUAUGUGUUACCGACUCAUUAAAACAUUCAUAAUAUUUCAUCAUUUAAGUUUAAAUACAUAUUAUUUUACUUAUUUUAUUAAUAUUAUGAGACUAACCCCACUUGACGUUUAUAAAGUCAAGUGGUGAUUCUCUUAUAUUUUCUUGAUCAUUAUUUGAUACAAGAACUAAGUGACCUCUUAUUAUGAGUUAGAAGAAAUGGAAAAAGCCCAAGUCUUCAGCCCAAGUCUUAUGGAGAGGGCUGGCCUAAUAUAUUUAUGGGCUUAAGAGAGGGCAUCACUUUGGCCUAACUCAUUUAGACUUAAAAGGGUUAUCAAGAGAUGAAAUCUAGGCCACUCAUCUUAGGGCACCUUAAGAUAAGAUGAAGAGGGGGAUUAGAGCGCCAUCUUCAUGAAAAAAUCUGGGCCGUCCACCAAGAGAGUUGAUUAUUAAUCAUAACCAUUUAUUAGGGGUGCCUAAGUAUCUAGAAGUAUAAGGCCUCUCGCCCCUUUCUUGGAGGGUGUUUUUUAGCUCUCUCUCUAGUAGUAGUUAGUCGAAGGAAAUAAGAGGAAAAUCAAGACUUGGUCAAUGACAUUCUCGUGCCUAAGAUCAUCAUGGAGAAGAGAUUACCUGGAGCAUAUCAAGAUCAUUAUGGGUCAAGCAUCACACAGCCUAAGACUCGUGCACAACAAAGUUUGUGCAAGAUCUAGAUUUGGGGCACCCUUGUAAUCCCCUCUAUGGAUAGAUCAACUGUUAGUUUGAACUAGUUUUACUAUUUAUUUUAUCAUUUCAUUACGUUAGAUCUAUUCUCUCCCCUUUGUCAUGUUUUUUGUUUUCUUUGUCUCCACCCUUGUUAGAUUAAUUUCGACUUUCACAAUCUCAAGUAUAUCUAUAUAUAUGUAUAUAAGAAAUAAAAUUAACUAAAAUUUGUACUCUCAUUACCCACGCUCCUUGAGGAUCGACCCUUACUUACCCUAAAUAGAAGAGUGAGGUUUUAUAAAUAUUAUUUACAUAAACUUGAUUACAUCACGAUGACAUAUUUAACCUCUAAUUCGAGUUCAUCAAUAACAUCGGCUGAUAGGGAGACAAUAAAAUUUCUAACACCAUUGGUUCAAGGUAGAAAAUCAACAUUAUAGAAAAGUAGAAGAAUUACCACCUAAUAGACAAGUGGAUCACACAAUCAACCUUACAUUAGGUACCCAAUUGAUUAAUUUUCAACCUUAUUGCUACUCACACUUCCAAAAGAAAGAGAUUGAAAGGUUAGUGUAA